Molecule: messenger RNA, 2305 nt
Organism: Engraulis encrasicolus (European anchovy)
Lineage: Eukaryota; Metazoa; Chordata; Actinopteri; Clupeiformes; Engraulidae
Gene: znf622
Product: zinc finger protein 622
Exons: 8
Coding region: 103-1512 (469 amino acids)
Biological process (GO): ribosomal large subunit biogenesis
Cellular component (GO): preribosome, large subunit precursor
Molecular function (GO): nucleic acid binding; zinc ion binding
Source: RefSeq, a predicted model, not a curated record
AACGAACGUAAUCCUACUCGAAGAGUACCUCAUUACGUCAGUCCCCUACCCUCGUGUUGUACACAGUCUUCGCAUCAUACAUAACUGUCGACAGAGGGGGCCAUGUCUUACACCUGUAUCAGCUGUCGGGUGGCGUUCGCCGACGGCGAGGUUCAGCGAGCACACUACAAGACGGACUGGCACCGCUACAACCUGAAGCGCAAGGUGGCCGACAUGCCGCCCGUCACCGCUGAGAACUUCCAGGAGCGCGUGCUGGCGCAGCGGGCGGCAGCCGAGCAACAGCAGCACCAGCUGGACCACGGCAGCGGGCAGACCUGCCUCACCUGCAACAAGCACUUCAGCAGCGCCAACGCCUACACCAACCACAUGCAGUCCAACAAACACCAGCAGGCCGAGAAGCGAGCGCUGGCUGCGGCCCAGGCGAGUGUCCAGCGAAUGAACGAGAAGAACCUGGAGAAGGGGGCGGAGCUGGAUAAGGAUGCCCAGAAUGCAGCGCUGCAGCAAGCGCUGAGAGACCAGCAAAGACACACACCGUCCAAGGCCACCGCCUCCGCCACACCUGCAGAGAAGAAGGACCGGACGCGCCCAGAUAAACCCCCACGGCUACAGUGGUUUGAGGAGCAAGCCAAGAAGAUUGCAAAAGAGGAAGGAGAGGAGGAGGAGGAAGAAGAGUGGGAAGAUGUUGACGGCGAUGAUGCUGGUAACGAUGAUGAAGACAUGGGAGAGGAGGAGGAAGAGGAUGAUGCUGACGAAGAGGAGAUGGAGCAGGGGUCGUCGGCGGGGUCAGAGAAGCCCGAGGCGUUGCCGGGCUCCAUUCCGGUGACAGACUGCCUGUUCUGCAAACACCACUCGCGCUCCCUCACCAUGAACGUGGCCCACAUGACCAAAAUACACAGCUUCUACCUGCCAGACCUGGAGUACCUCGUGAACCUCAGGGGCUUCAUCGCAUACCUGGGUGAGAAGGUUGGCGUGGGUAAGGUGUGUCUGUGGUGUAAUGAGAAGGGGAGGUCCUUCUACUCCACGGAGGCCGUGCAGAAACACAUGGUGGACAAGAGCCACUGCAAACUCUUCACAGACGGAGACGCCGCACUGGAGUUCGCAGACUUCUACGACUUCAGGAGUAGCUACCCGGACGCUGGAGAUGGAGACGACGUGGAGAUGAGGGAUGGCGAGCUGCCCGACGACAAGAACAUGGAGUAUGAUGAUGACACGCUGGAACUGACCCUGCCCUCAGGUGCUAAGAUCGGCCAUCGCUCCCUGAUGCGGUACUACAAGCAGAAGUUUGGCAACCAGAGGGCCGUGGUGCUGGCCCAUAACCAGAAGGCAGUGGGCCGGGUCCUGAGGCAGUACCGGGCCCUGGGCUGGGGAGGAGACGCAGGUAAAGCGGGCUCUCUGCAGAGGCCUAAGGACAUGCAGUAUGUGCAGCGCAUGAAGUCCAGAUGGCAGCUGAAGAUGGGCAUGAACAACAACGCCGUCAAGCAGAGCCACUUCAGGUGCCAGGUCAUGUUCUAGUCAUUGACCCGACCCGGCCCGAUCCACACGCCACUCCGACUCCGAUUCGACAUGACCCAGCUCUCGACUUCGCUUCAAGACUCUGCUCCAGUCGACUCAACCUAUCCUCAUUACAUUUCUGCUUCGUUCAGUGCAAGGAGUGGUUCCUACAGGAGCCACUGUAGUAGCAGACCUCUAUAUCCGCUAAUGCAGGGGAUCCCUACCUUUUCCAACCCAGGGCCCACUUGAAAUGUUCACAAAUGUUCAGGGCCCUCCUCUGAGCCAAUAAACAAUAAAACUCCAAUAAAUCAACUAUCAACACACACAAAAUAUGAAAUUAGAUUUUUUGAAAAUGCUUUCAAGGCCCUCUUGGAAUUCCUUCAGGGCCCACUAGUGGGCCUCGGCCCACAGCUUGAGAAUCAUGGCGCUAGUGCUUACCCAGAGAGGCCCUGCUAGAGCAGCAACUUAUCUGCUUGCCCCUUGUUUGUAACUAACUGGCUCAGUUGAGCUGAGAGUUGGGUUGCCUACCAGUUUGUGAUCCUUGACAAAAACAGAGAUGGGUGACUUUUCUCAUAAGUCACUGGUGACUACAGAUGUCCCAGAUGGCUCUGUCAUACCUUUUCAAAAGGCGAAUAUUUUGAUAUUAAAAACCAGUCUGUAUUUUCCGCAGUGUGAAAUGACAUCUGAUUUAACUGUGAUGGUUUUAUGAGGUCCAUAACCAUGUGUAAUAAAUAAGCGUGAAUUCCGUUGUGUAAAAUGCAUUUAUAACAAAUCUGUACAGCGUAAAGAAAUAAAGGUUAAGCUAAUAAUUACA